AUGGAAGCUGAUUUGUGCCGAGAGGUCAAAUGUAAAACAACCACAGGGAAUUUUGAAAUUUGAACACAUCUAAUAGAAAAUUACCAAAUCAAACGUGGAAAAAUGAUCAUCUGUUUUUGUUCUGCAGCAGGACCCAGCAGCAUCCUCCACCUCUGAGGCCAACUCCGACAUGAGAGAAGGUGAAACGGUGGCCAUGAACUACAAGCCCUCCCCACUGCAAGUGAAAAUAGGUGAGCCUUAUUAUAGCAUCUCCACCAGACACACACACCUCUCCUCUCCUCACUCCCUACAUAUGUACAGCAUCACUGUGCCUGUGUUCUACUAACACAUGGUGACCUUCACUAAGGCCAUCUCUGUCUAUAGAUUCUUUUAUAAUUCAGUCUGUCAGGCAAUAUACAGUAUAACAACAUACAACCACCAGCUGUAGCAUUUGAGUAAAUUCAUAAGUAGAAAAACGGCUUCAUUGCCAGAAUAUCCCUUUAAUUAGUCAAUUAAGUCAUUCUCUCAGUCAGUAGUUAAUCUAUUAUUUUGCAGCAAUGCUGUGUUCUUUUAGUGAGCACAAUAAAUAUGUAUGAUGGGCCUAUACGACAGCGAGAUUGAAUCGUCACAGGUGUGAUAUGGCUUUUCUUCCAAUUAGGCUACAUGCAGCACUUCAUGCAUGAGACAUGUAAAAAGGCAAGUUCUGCCAGAUGCACUGAAGUUAUUACAUUCUUCUUUGGCAUGAACUGUAUCUCUGUAACAUUAUUCCUUUAAGCAUAGAGCUUCAAAACAGGUUUUGUGUUCCUGACUGAUCAUGUCUAGGUUGAAUAUGAAUAUCUGGGCUGUUUCCUCCAUGAAUAGGCCUAAUGAAGCUUUAGUGUAUUAGAUCUUCCUGAGCAAUGCUAUGGUUGUUUGGGGUUUAUUGCCCAAAGCCAAUACCCAAUAGCCAUUCUGCCAGAACCACAUAAAGGUCCUCUUUGAUUGACAGACAGUCUAGCAGUGACAGGCUGAAUUUACUCACUGUAUUCUGGGGCAACAACUUUGAAAGAGCAAUGAGGUGACAACUUCCAAAUAACCCUAUCUCCCUCCCUCCCUCCCUCCCUCUGUUUCUCCUGCACUCAGUUGGUCAGCAGCACUGUGCUUCAGAGAUUAAAUAAAUAAAUAAAUAAAGUGUCAGGUUUAUGGUAAUUAAGCUUUGCAUCACAAUAAUCUCUUGGCAACCUGGUUAUUCUCUACUGCACUGCAGGGGAAUUCCAAGCACACAUGCCACAGUGUGGAAGUCAAAUAGAAGUCAAGCCCAACGUUUACAAUAACUACCCACAUGCCCCUCCAGUAGGGCUAGGCCAAUAUAAGGUAUCAAUGACCACAGUGUUCUGUGUGUCAGCACAACCAGUGUUGCAGUGCAGUUGCCUACUAAUAUUGUUUUUAGUCAUGUUCAGGUAGAAGGUAGUGAUAGACCUGAAAGCUAACAAAUAAAUUAUAGACUCACUAAAGCAGGGAUGGGCAACUUAUGAUUUUUUUACUCAGUCGGGGUCUCAACUUACUGUUGCAAGUAAUCAUGGUCGAAUUACCGGCAGAGGGGUCCCCACUGAUUUUGUUAGCCAGUCUCACUCAGAUAUCAUAUUAAAAACUGCAAUAAUUUCUCUCCACCCUAUGGCAAAAUGUGUAGAAUUGCAGGAAAUUUGCUGUAAAACAACUAAUGUUGCUCUCCUCCCCAUGGCAAAAUGAAUAGAAUAGCAUGAAUUGCAGACCGUUGAGCAACUGCAGUCCCUCAUGAUGAGUUCAGAUUUUUUGUGUCCCCACCCCCAUCAAAGUUGCCCAUCCCUGCACUACAUAAAUAAAAGCAGAUGAACAAGCAAAUAAAUUGAAUACAUUGUGGAAAAGGGUAGUAGUAUUUCACCCGAUACAGAUCGAAGAAGGGGGAUGUGGUUUACCGUCAUCGUUUUACGUCAGAUAGCGAAACGAUUCCGUCUGCUCUGAAACAGGAGGCCCUGAGUUGAGUACUGUGUGUUGAAUAGGAAUGACGCCACGGAAGAAAAUGGGGUGACAGUUUCAUUUAUUUGUUUUCCAACUAUAUGAUGUCAUCUCCUGUGAUUGUCAGAGAAACAGAGAGAGCUGGCCAGGAAGGGAUCAGUAAAGAAAGGCACCGUGGGGAGCCCCAUCAACCACCAACCCAAGAAGAACAACGUCAUGGCCAGAACACGGUAACAAUGAAGAUCACACUAUUGGUUUCCUAUGCUCUUAACAUGCUGUUUUUAUUAUUUUGACCGAAGUCACGACAAGGCAGCUUGGUGCUUGGUUGACUUCUUUUGUCACAUUUUGUACAGUCCAUUCGAUUUGAAAUUUAUAAAAUGUUUGUCUGUAAACUCUUACCCAAAGAAAGAUCAGCCAUUCAAAGAAGUUCUACACCAACCCUGCAAGGGGACAGCCAACCAGUGUUUAUGAUGACACUUAACAUUUAAAACACAAAACAUACACCAAGACAUAUUUACAUUUUAGUCAUUUAGCAGACGCUCUUAUCCAGAGAGACUUACAGUUAGUGAGUGCAUACAUUAUUUUUUCUUUUUUAAAAUCAUACUGGCCCCCCAUGGGAAUCGAACCCACAACCCUGGCGUUGCAAACGCCAUGCUCUACCAACUGAGCUACAUCCCUGCUGGCCAUUCCCUCCCCUACUCUGGACGACGCUGGGCCAAUUGUGCACCGCCCCAUGGGUCUCCCGGUCGCGGCCAGCUACGACAGAGCCUGGAUUCGAACCAGGAUCUCUAGUGGCACAGCUAGCACUGCGAUGCAGUGCCUUAGACCACUUAGACCACUGCGCCACAUAUACCAUUUAUAAUAAAACAGUGACUUUAGAAAUUGUGUCCUUGUGGAUUGUGAAUGCUAAAUUCAGACUCACUCUAGUAGAAAAACCUUAGGCCUGGUUCAAUUUAACCCACUAACAGGAGCCCUUUCCCUUUGUCUGUAAUCCUAGUCCCUGGGUGGAUUAGCAGAUAUGUUAGAGCAGCUCCCCCUACACCCAGAGCCCCAGAUUAUAGGCAGUAGCCCCUUUAGCCUGGAGGCCAGAGAUUAGCCCAAAGCGUUCUAAACAGGCUAGGAGAGUGCUAACCCCUGCUGUGGCUGACUGGGACAGCUGCUGCUGCUGAGGAGGAGGCUGGUUCAUGCUAUUUAUGAUAUCCCAGUUUUGUCCCAGAUUUAGCCACGUCUAUUGUAUUCAAGAGAUCGGAAGAGAAACCCAGAAACCAGAAUAUCGUCAUUUUUGCGCCACAGUAACUGGAAAUUUGCUAAGAUUUGACUUUGAGGAGAACCCCCAUGUAUCUUCUUCUAAAUUUGAUUACAGGGUUGGUGGCUCACACCUCCUCUUCACAUACCUCCUAUGUUUCGUGCUUCUAAUCUCCAAGUAUUUUCUUCUCUCCUCUUCUUUAGUUUGGUGGUGCCAAACAAAGGCUACUCCUCUUUAGACCAGACUAGCCCGGAUGAGAAGCCCCUGGUAACGCUGGACACAGACAGGUAACAGUGAAUAUAAUGUUACUCUGGGAUUUAAACAAGGUGAGAAAAAUAAUCCUUAUUGAAACCCAUCUCACAUCUUGCUAAUGUCUUGGGCUACUUUCUCUAAAACUGGCGUCCAACAGCCCUGUUCCAGAGAUCCACUGUGAGCCUUCAGCCUUUCAAAGCACAGCCACAAUGCAUGGGGAACUACUUUCCUGAAUUCAAUACAGCCUGAAAGAGUAGCCCCUGACAGAAAAAAAGAGUGACCUGACUGCUUUGCCCUGUUGGCAGUUACAGCUCCGCUCCGAGCCUCUCUCUUAGCAGGCAGAGGCAUUCCCAAAUGAGGGAAAAAUCUGCUCCCAGUGUGCCGGAUUAGAGGGCUUGUGAUUUGGACCGCCGGGAAAAGAGGUUCAGGGUCCUCCCUCCUUCUGUGCUCCCUGCACAGUGUAGUAGCGUGGGAGACAGAUGGUCUAUGUCCCAAAUGGCACCCUAUUCCCUUCAUAGUGCAUUACUUUUGACUAAGGCCCUGGUAAAAAGUUGUGCACUAUAAAGGGAUGCAUACAUGGGUCCCCCACCCUGUGUUGUUGUUGUUGUUGCUGUUUUCCAUCAUGUUCUCAGCCGAUGUCAAACUCCUUUACUGAUCUCAGCUUUCUGGCACCCAUCCCAAUGAUGAUGUCAUGUGCUCUCUCUCUCUCUGACACACAGAGACACUUGUUUGUCUCCCUUAUUUCAGCUAUGCAUGCACACUCACUCCCUCAAUUAUUACUUUCUGUUGUUCUCUCUUUGUCUCUUACACACACUCUCAUUGUUGUACUCUGUCUCUCUCACACACACACUUUUGUUUUAUGUCAUGUGCCCUUACUCGAACACACGCACACUAAGAAACACGUAAACGCAUGCAUUAAUACAUGAAAGUACAUACAGUACGUGUUUGUGUUGAGUUUGUUUGCUCCAUAGCACAAUAUUGUAUUAUUUACAUACGUUUGACUUAUUUUACUGUCACUAUCAAUCUUGUUUGUGUUGCCCCCUGGUGUUAGGGAGGUCCAGGUAUCUGACUAUUCAUAUUUUCUUGUUUCAGUGACGAUGACUUUGACAUGUCCAGAUACUCUUCGUCUGGAUACUCCUCAGCCGAGGUGAGAUGUCUGAGGUACCAGGUAUCUAUGCACUACAUACAGCUAAUAUCACCUCAACCCGUUAUAAGCUGUCAUAAGCACUACAUAACCUGUCAUAACACUUCACUGUCCUGCUUAUGUUAAUUCCCAUGGCCUCUAUCCUGUAACCUGUAUCUCAUCUCCUCGGACCACCAUUCAAUUUAGUCAAUUUAUAACUAAGGAGUUUCUGUCAGUCAUGAUUUAUCCAUACAUCACAUUCAGUACCAUUCAUUUCUAUUCAUGUGUUCGUCUAUAUGUGUUCGUCUAUAUGUGUUCGUCUAUAUGUGUUUUAGUAGUCAUUUUCUCCUUAUUGUCUCACUACAGUUUUAUCUUUUGACACCAUUACUUGGUGUUAGGUGUACGACUAUACAACGACUAGCACUAGCACGACCCAUAGCAUUUUUAUAGUUCCGUAUGAUGUACCUAAAAGAUGUAAGAUUUCAACUCAAUAAUGAGAUGUGUGGUUCUUAUUACUAUGAUUGAGAAAUGAUCACGUUUUGGCCUCUGUCCCCUGCAGCAGGUCAACCAGGACCUCAACAUCCAGCUCCUGAAGGACGGUUACAGGCUGGAUGAAAUCCCUGAUGACGAGGAUCUGGAUCUGAUCCCGCCCAAAUCAGUCAAUCCCACCUGCAUAUGCUGCCAAGCCACCUCCUCCUCAGCCUGCCAGAUCCAAUAG
Coregonus sp. 'balchen' is the source of this 5292-nucleotide messenger RNA. NCBI's taxonomy places the organism in Eukaryota, Metazoa, Chordata, Actinopteri, Salmoniformes, Salmonidae. The record is from the annotation of a GenBank genome assembly.